GAUGGUGCUUGAACUCCACCGUCUAUCAAACCCCAGACAACACUAUUGAGAGCUGUCGUAGUCGGUCGGGCUACCACUUACCUUGGCUCUUCCCGCUACAUGAACGCCUCUGUUUUCCAGCAUUUCUUUGGCGCUCGCUCGAACGACACUUAUUUCUAUAAGUGGAAUCGAGUGAUCGUUAGGUACUGUGACGGAGCCUCGUUUGCCGGCGACGCCGACAAACCCGAUCCCGUCACGAACCUCUACUACAGAGGUGCUAGGAUCUUCCGGGCCGCCGUCAGGGACCUGAUGGCAAGAGGAAUGGAGGAUUCUAGCAACGUUCUUCUCGCCGGGGGGUCGUCUGGCGUGAUGAUUCACUGUGACGGCUUCCGGCGCAUGUUCUCCGCCGGCGUUCGAGUGAAGUGUCUCGCCGACUCUUCGCUCUUCCUUCACGUGAAAGACCCCGUCCGUGCAAAGUUCUUCGACACCGUUUUCGGCACCAUGGUGGGGAUGCAACACCCCGGCGGCGCGUUACCCACCAGGCGGCAAACGAUUGCGGCAUUGCCCCCGGCGAGUGCGAGAAAUGGAUACAUACUCACAUCCAUAUUCCAGCGCAGCUUGGCUUCGGGCAUCGGGUAUAAAGGACCCAUGUUUGCCGACCCGAAAUCCAAGUCUUUCGAGAGCGCGUUUCUGGACUGGUACUUCGACCGGGCGCGGGUGCAUUUGGUCGACCCUGCGGACAAACCCUUUGUUCCUUAAUAAAGCCGGCGGCCAAUUAGUAUGCACUUCAUUGUUGUUAUUAUUAUUAAGUGUGGGCGUGUUGUGUAGUCCUAAUGCAAUUAGUAAGGUAAGGCUGUUUGGUUAAUGUUAAGGCUGUUUGGUUUUAAUGUGUUUUCUGGUAAUUAGUAAGUUAGACGCGCGCUAGCUCUUCAUUGAAUUCAACUCCUUACUACUCACCGUAAGAGCACUGGCAUGAAGCCUCAAGGCUUCAAACCGGGGCUUCAAACUCUCUCUUUCUGCCACGUCAGCUUUAACUUACACCAUAAAUUCACUGGAAAUGG
Messenger RNA from Cuscuta campestris, 1040 nucleotides. Lineage: Eukaryota; Viridiplantae; Streptophyta; Magnoliopsida; Solanales; Convolvulaceae. The record is from the annotation of a GenBank genome assembly.